This is a messenger RNA of Triplophysa dalaica, 2037 nucleotides long. RefSeq names its product macrophage-expressed gene 1 protein-like. The transcript has 2 exons. The record is from RefSeq and is a predicted model, not a curated record. Gene Ontology annotation, biological process: defense response to bacterium. Bases 16 to 2037 code for a protein of 673 amino acids. Lineage: Eukaryota; Metazoa; Chordata; Actinopteri; Cypriniformes; Nemacheilidae.
ACACACUUGACAAUCAUGAAAUUGCAAGCAAUUUUGGUGGUGAUACUUUGCUGUUUUUUCAUGGCCUGUGACCCUCAUCCACUCAGUCGUCCCAGUAAUGGACUUGGUGAGUGCCGAAAAAGUUCAGCUAUACCGGCACUGGAGGUUCUUCCAGGCGGUGGAUGGGAUAACCUGCGCAACAUAGACAUGGGACGUGUGAUGAACCUGAGCUAUUCUCAGUGCCAGACCACAGAAGAUGGUGUUUAUCUCAUUCCAGAUGAAGUCUUUGUCAUUCCACAGAAAGAGAGUGGAGUCGAAACAAACUCUGAGAUGAUCAUGUCAUGGCUGGAGGAGAAAAGUUCCACCUCAAGCUCUAUAAAUGCGGACGUUUCUUUCUUCUCGGUGGUUAAUGGAAAAUUCUCAUCAGAAAACCAACGUAUGAAGACCCACCAAGUCAAAGAGAAUUCUGUAACAUCCCGGGUUCAAGUGCGUAAUCAUCUGUACACAGUAAAGGCAUAUCCUGAUUUUGCCCUGGAUUCUCACUUCGUUCAGCAGGCGGAGGAAAUCGCAGAUGCUAUCAAGAACAAUCAAACCCGUCAUGCAACUUAUCUGUCAGAGAAACUUAUUUUUGAUUAUGGUACUCAUGUUAUCACAAGUGUUGAUGCCGGUGCCACUUUAGUGCAGGAGGACUAUUUAAAAAGGUCUUUUAUAUCUAAUAGUCAAUCAGACAUGACUUCCGUCUCUGCAUCAGCAGGCUUAAGCUUUUUUGCCAAAGUAAAUUUUGAUCUGGAAAAGGAAUCUAAGAACACUUCUAAAAUCAGUGGUUAUCAGGGUAACAUCACAUAUUCUAUAGUUCAGAGUCAUGGAGGGGGUUUAUUUUAUCAUGGCAUCACUCUACAGAAGUGGCAGGAGAGCACGCUCAAUAAUCUGGUGGCUAUUGACCGAUCUGGUUUGCCCCUGCACUAUUUUCUCAACCCAAUGACAUUUUCAGAGCUUCCAGAGUCAACUAUUUCUGAUCUAGCUUCUUACGUGCAAAAGGCUGCAGAGACUUACUAUGAAGUCAAUACAAUUCCUGGGUGUAUAAAUCCAGACUCUAAAAAUUUCAACCUAGAGGCAAAUGUGGAUGAUGGAUCUUGUGAGGGGCCAGCCACUAACCUUAGCUUCGGUGGCAUUUACCAAACAUGUAAACCUUUGACAGUAAAUGGAAGUCUCAUCUGUAAUAAUAAGGCUGUGAAGAAUCCAGCCACAGGCGAUUUUUCAUGCCCUCAGCUGUACACUGCCACCUUAUUACGCUCAGAGACUCAAGAAAGUAGGUACUUUCGUAAUGAGUGCAGCAAGAAAUGUCAUUCAUGUGGUUUCUUAUGGCUGUCAACUUGUUGUGAACAGAUGUGUGGCGAUGCUUACUAUGUUCAUCGUGCAAACAUUCAAACCUACUGGUGUUCCACAACUCAGAAAACUCCUAACUACUCAGGGUAUCUUUUUGGAGGAUUUUAUGGACCAUCUUUACAAAACCCAUUUACGAAAUCUAAAACCUGUCCUGCUAAUUUCUUCACGCAGACAUUUUUGUCUAAUGGCAUGAUGAUGUGUCUGAGCAAUGAUUAUGGGACAGGAACUAGAUUCUCUGUUCCGUUCGGUGGUUUCUUUAGCUGUCAGUCCAGCAACCCUCUUGCAGAGGGUCAAUCUCGCUGUCCUCCUCAGUUCAGUCAACAUUUAGCUGCUGUUAGUGAUGGCUGUCAGAUAUUAUAUUGCGUCCAAUCAGCUGUUUUCAAUAGCGGUCAGUUGAAACCUGUUCGCCUCCCCCCUUUUACCAAUCCACCAUUGAUCAGUAAGCUUGCAUCAAACAACGUGUCAGUAUUGACAGAAGGAGAUCGGUCCUGGGUGAGAGUUGGAGGAACUAAGACAUGGCAACUGGCAAAGCCCGGUGAAAUAAAUCAAAUGGCAUUCAUGUUUGACAGAUCUCCUCAGAUGUCUGGAGGAGAGAAGGCAGGUGUGGCUAAUGGUAUACUUACUUUAAUUGCUUUUGUAGUGGCAGGAUUUUUUAUUGGUGAAAAAUUCUGA